GGGCCGCCGCCCUGAGUCGGCCCUCGGUGGGCCAUGGGUUGCUGUAAAUCCACGAUCCCGGAGCGGCCCCAGGAGCCCCAGGCGGCAGAGCCGGCACAGUUGCAAGAAGAGGCCGACGGCAGCCAUGAGCAGGAGGCCGAACAGGGCCGCAGGACCGGCAAGGCGCGGGACAGCCUGAAGAUCACCGUCAUCUGGCGGCGGGUGUCCAUCUUCAACUGCAAGGAUUCCCCGCGCAACUCGCUCCCUCCUUCGACCUGACCCCGCGCGUCGGAAGAAUAAAUGGAGUCCCGACCUCUCGUCGGAAGAAUAAAUGGAGUCCCGACCUCCGGGAGGGGA
Messenger RNA from Ornithorhynchus anatinus (platypus), 336 nucleotides. Its product is annotated as testis-expressed protein 54-like. The transcript has 2 exons. The record is from RefSeq and is a predicted model, not a curated record. NCBI's taxonomy places the organism in Eukaryota, Metazoa, Chordata, Mammalia, Monotremata, Ornithorhynchidae. The coding region runs from base 34 to 258 and encodes 74 amino acids.